Messenger RNA from Neocloeon triangulifer, 2658 nucleotides. RefSeq names its product integrin beta-PS-like. NCBI's taxonomy places the organism in Eukaryota, Metazoa, Arthropoda, Insecta, Ephemeroptera, Baetidae. Gene Ontology annotation, biological process: integrin-mediated signaling pathway; cell migration; cell adhesion mediated by integrin. Gene Ontology annotation, cellular component: focal adhesion; cell surface; integrin complex. Gene Ontology annotation, molecular function: integrin binding. Bases 68 to 2497 code for a protein of 809 amino acids. The record is from RefSeq and is a predicted model, not a curated record. The transcript has 15 exons.
GAGCUGGGAUCGGAAUAAUAAAAUAAAAUUCGUUUCCCUUGGCUCGCGGACGGGCGUGUCAGCAGAAAUGGGACCAAAAUUAUUGAUUCUGUUGGUCUCAAUCGGGACCACUUUGACCAGUGACCCGUGCCAAGUGCCGACAAUCAAGACCUGCGGCGACUGCAUUUCGGCCGCGGGAUGUGUUUGGUGCACUUCUAAACCGUCGAAUGGAGAGUCGCAGUGCGCGAGUGCCGGCAAACCUCAAGGGUGGUGCGGAGGCUCAAUCGUGGACCCAAAUGCUCUCGUGAAGGUGGUGGAAAAUAAAUUGCUGAACACAAACCCUGGGCAGAUUGUCCAGGUCAAACCUCAAAAGCUCAAGAUCAAAACACGACCGGGAAAGACGGCCAAAUUCCAGAUGCAAUACACGCAGGCCAAGGACUAUCCGCUAGAUUUGUACUAUCUCAUGGACCUCUCGCAAUCCAUGAAAGAUGACAAGGAUAAGCUUUCGUCGCUUGGAAAAGAGUUAGCCGUUAGGAUGCAAGCUCAGUCUUCUAAUUUGCAAAUGGGUUUCGGCAGUUUUGUUGACAAAACCGUCAUGCCUUUUGUCAACACCAUUGUGGAAAACAAGAUACCGUGUCUUGAUUGUGAGCCUGCCUAUUCCUUCAAGAACCAUCUGCGGCUCACAACUCAAACGUCUCAAUUUGCUACCUCCGUCGAACGAACCAAAAUUUCUGGCAACGUCGACACACCUGAGGGCGGAUUCGACGCCCUGAUGCAGGUGAUGGUUUGCGCCGAGGAAAUUGGUUGGAGAAACGAGGCGCUGAAGAUGAUCAUUUUUUCCACCGACGCCGAGUCUCACUACGCCGGAGACGGAAAGCUUGGUGGCAUAGUCGAGCCCAACGACGAAAAGUGCCACAUGGAUGCGAGCGGAAGCUACACACACGCCUUGAUUCAGGACUACCCGAGUGUGGCUCAGAUUAGCAACAACGCCCGGGAGAGAAAGAUGAACAUCAUUUUUGCGGUCACUCAAAAUGUGAACAGCACAUACGUAAUGAUGAAUAGAGGAAUUCACGGAUCGAAGACAGGAAUCCUGGCCGGAGAUUCGGGAAAUAUUGUCGAUCUUAUUGAAAACGAGUACAAACAACUGACUCAAUCUGUAGUCAUGGACUAUCAAGCGUCCAGCGACGUUACCAUCGAGAUGUUCAGCAAUUGCGGUUUUUCUACGGCACCGCUAAAAACAAAUAAAUGCGAAGUGAAGAAAAAAGGAGAUUCCAUCAUAUUUGAUAUUAAAUUAUCUGUAAAAUGCCCACUCGACAAAACCAGAAGAAACCAAAAGGUCUUCAUUUCUCCACAAUCAAUCAACGAAAAACUGGAGAUCGACUUGGAAAUUGACUGCGAGUGCGAUUGCGAAAAACAGGGCCAAUUUUCGCCCAACGAUCAAGCAAACUGCAACAGCCACGGCGACUUCAAGUGUGGCACUUGCGUGUGCCAACCUGGCUUUUGGGGAUCAAACUGCAACUGCAACUCCAAUUCCUCCUCGUUUGACGAAAGAGACAAAUCGCAAUGCGAGUUAAACGGACAAAUUUGCAGCUCGAGGGGUGAGUGCAGAUGCGGAACUUGCGUCUGCGACAACCCGUUGCAACACUUUGGAAAACACUGCGAUUGCGACGUGAAGAGGUGCAAAAUCGGUUCCAACGGCCGCGUCUGCUCAGACCACGGGACUUGCGGCUGCGAAGGGUGCGUGUGUCAGCCUGGAUGGAGUGGACCGGCCUGCGGGUGCUCGGAGAACAAGGCCGAAUGCACACCGCCGGGCGGAGAUCAAGUUUGCUCCGGAAACGGCAUUUGCGAGUGCGGCGAGUGCAAGUGCAGAUUCAUCCCAGGCAAGGGAAAGUACAGCGGAGUCUAUUGCGAAGACUGUCCGAAUUGCCAGGGCAAAUGUGAAGAGCUGAAGCCGUGCGUCCUGAGCGUGCUCCAAUCAAAAGAAGGCGAAACGCUCGAGAUGCAUCCUGACUGCGAAAUUUACCACCUCUACAAGCUGCAGAAUCUUACCAGUGAAGCCAUUCAGGACAGUCUGGUCUCAAGUCAGCCACUGAAAAGCCAGAAGCGACAGAGGCGAGAACUUCGCAACAGCCUGGAAACCAAUUUCGGGGGCGAGUCGCUGCCUGACCCUGAAGCGAUCGCCAGUUCCAGACUCUGCAGCUACCCUCUGCAGGGCUGCACUUACUACUACCGAUACUUGACGCUCAAGGACAAGAUUCUGCGCGUUUUCAUCAACGAGAACAAGGAGUGUCCGCCUCCCGUCGACAUUUUGGGCGCCGUUUUGGGUUUGAUUGGCGCGAUUUUGCUGGCUGGGAUCGUGAUGCUGAUAAUCUGGAAAGUGGCCACGACCAUCCACGACAGGCGCGAGUUUGCCAAAUUUGAGAAGGAACGCGAAGCGGCCAUGUGGGACGCGGGCAACAACCCAUUGUAUAGAGAGCCGGCGUCGACCUUCCAAAAUCCAACUUUCAGCGGACAAUAAUAAUUCUGUGCACGCCUUUUUCUUGGAAUUGUCUUUAAAGAAUACUUAAUAUUUAAAUUAAUUUUAUGACUAUUUCUUUUAAAUAAAUUGCUUUUAUUUUGUAAAAUAAAUUAAAAUUGAUAUUCAGUAAUUCUUAAAAAUGAAAAACCUCUCCUUGGAAA